This is a messenger RNA of Exophiala aquamarina CBS 119918, 2289 nucleotides long. RefSeq lists its product as uncharacterized. The transcript has a single exon. NCBI's taxonomy places the organism in Eukaryota, Fungi, Ascomycota, Eurotiomycetes, Chaetothyriales, Herpotrichiellaceae. The coding region runs from base 1 to 2289 and encodes 762 amino acids. The record is from RefSeq and is a predicted model, not a curated record.
AUGCGCUUUGGCUUCUCUCUUGGGGAUAUACCCAGCAAACAUAUCCCGAAGCUAGCUAACAUCCUUCAGUUCCGACCAAAAGAGGAUCGUCAAGAUCAAGAACAGCGAAUCAAGACGACCAUCAAGACACUCCCUUCCAAACUGAAAGGUCCCGGGCGCUUGGUUCGUCUACUUUUUCAUCCUUGCAUCGACUCAUGUGAUUGGCACAAGGGCUUGAACCGUUGUGUCACUGAUGUCAUCCUUCAUCAUAUUCAGAUCGAGGUGGGAAUCCGCCUCAACAGUCUGGUUUCCCAUUCGGAGUUGCUGACUGAGGAGCAGAUCGAUCGCGUAUCUAGAUUGCGAGACCUACACGCUUUGUGGUUGGAGCACGACACAUUUGAAAAGACAUUCCUCGUUCCAUCCCACACCAUACCAUGGAGAUAUCAAGCCAGUAAAUGCGAUGCUUGUAUUCUCUCAUGCAUCGCCGGGAAUAUGCAAACCCUGUUAGACUUGCGGUGCAUCGUGAGAUCACGUGCGACCAACAAACAUGUUGCAAAGCAUGGGAAUCCUCGACUCCAAGUCUGGGUCGAUGCAUGGAUGCAUAGCAUGGUAACACACAUACAAAAUGUGACGGGCCAGCCAGUUCUGAUGGACUCACAGCUUGAGAAAAAUGAGCGGCAAGCUAUUGAGUUGAAGCGGCUGAGGUCCAAGAUUCACUCGCUAAAGAAGAAACUCCAAAACGCCGGUCCGCAUUGUCAAUCGGUGAAGACUUCUUUUGCGAAGUCAGUUCAGACGUUCGAAGCUGAUGAUGGAAUUGUUGAGGAUAACGGCGAAGAGAUUGUUCCCACAAAGCAAGCCAGACGGAAAGAGAUGGGCGAUCUUGACGAAGAUGGUGGGGACGCCGAUUUAGCAUCGGUGGACGCUUACACUGCUUUGAUGAGCGGCGAACACCUUCCCUCAACGCAGCUACCACGAACUCAGUACCGACGUCCGUAUAUUUCUGACGAACCUGAAUCCAGCCGCAGACCUCAGACGGCACUUCACGACGAGAAGGCAGCCCAAGAGCGAAAGCAGCAGACAGAAGAGGUCUAUGUACCUCCGAGACAGAACUGGAACAAACAACCCCCAGCGUAUCCUUCGGCUGCAGGCCGGCCACAGCGCCCGAUAGCGGCAUCAAGACGAGAGUCGUGGGAAAGUGUCAUCUUUGAUAGCAACUUCGUUGGAUCGGUCAUCACGAAUCAACUCAGUUUUGCGGCUAGACAAACCCAGCACCAGCAGCGGAAAUCAGCCGAACCAGCUAGUUCGCGGUAUACAUCAGAGCAGGCGCAAUACUCAACUCGUCGUGAGACCUUCUCGGGCGGAAAACCGCAACCCAGCCCAGCAGACGAAUACAUCAAUAUCCUGCCACCCUUCCGCGACGACGACCCUCGUGGUGAUGGCAAGGCCAAUAUUGCUUGGCAGGACUAUUCAUCGGCCACCAAGUCCUCACGGCCCAUCACGACCAUCAGAGAAAGAAACUCAUCUGCCAUCUCACCGAAGACACGCGAACCACAGCAUCGCUUCCCCGAGGUGAGAGGAAGAGACAAUGACAACCCAUCCAACACGACCCAGGGUUUCCUGCGCAUAUACUACGACAUCGCACGGGACCUCGGCCACGUGGACUUGAACAACACUAGGAAUACCAGCGGCCGCAACCGCCUAGCCAGUAGUACGCUCGGCAUAUCCGAGGGGAGCCGGGGUGCAAUGGUCCCUGAGGGACUGAAGACGCCCAAGCGAUUUGAUGGUCAAUUUCCUCGGGAGAAGAAUGGUGAGGGAAGUAACAAACCAGACGCAAAACACCUGGCGGCACACGCAAAGCCUGAUUCCGCUCGCGACAAGAUAAGCCGAGAAGACGAUGAUCGCAAGGCGAAAGACAAGACUCGAGAGUCCACGUCCGAGAAACGCCGACCUAGCACGCGUCCUUGCGACCAAGUAUCCACAGGCCAGCAGGAAGGCCACGUCAGAAACAAGGGCAACGGCCGCCUCUCACACCUCGCCCGCGUUGGCAACGACCUGGCCGCGCAGAUGCAGAGGGAAGACGAGCGCCAGGCGCAUGGCUCCACGCGAGUCAAAUCCGUCAGUGCCAACGCCGAUGGGCAGCCUCCCGAGCGACGCACCAGCAACUCCACGCGCCGUCGUGGGGAGCGGUCCAAACCAGCCGCAGGGCCAACCAUUGAGUCAGAUGCCACGACCUGGUCCGCUGGAUAUGGUGAGCAGUUGAGACAGAAGGGCGAUGUAAGUUGGUUCUAUCAUUCUCAGGCUCAGGCAUAG